UGAACGCGACACUUAUCACGACGAUGUAAACAAUUCUAAAAUGUGUAUAUAUCUUGUCACCACGCAUUCAGAUUGUGAUCACACUUUGUGACAGAUCCUGUUUGAGAACAGUUGCAAACUCAAGCUGCCGCAAACACGCUCUGUUAACAAGUUGUGGCUUUUCUGAUUCCCAACAGCACCGGCAGGUCACAUGUGGAUGCGGACGCGUUGAUUGUCACGUACACAGUUUGACAGCACCCCGUGCAUUCGCUGCCACUGCACUCUGCACGGGCUGGUCCUCUCAGGUCCUUUGUCAUAUAUUCAGCAGAUCAUCUGCUUACGACUUCAGCGAGAGGUUUGCACAGUUCAUUACCCUGUGCAUUUAUUUAGCGGCUCAAACAACAAGUUGAGAGAGCCAUGUCCCUUGCCAAGCGAGUUGUCCAGGUGAUCAACCUCGGACGCAUGGGCUUCAUGGCCGCUUCUGAUGUCCAGCAGAGAUAUGCUCGACAACAUUUUGAUGAACUUGCUGGAAAAUCUGUUGGGAGUGACACUAUUCUUCUGGUUGAGCACAAUCCAGUUUACACAACAGGAAUCAGAACGUCUGGUUACGAUGAAGCAGAUGAAAGGAGAUUGAAAACUCUGGGAGGCGAGUUUUUCCGAACCAACCGUGGAGGGUUGAUCACUUUCCAUGGACCUGGUCAGCUUGUUGCAUAUCCCAUCCUGAAUCUGAAGCAUUUUGAACCCAGUAUGAAGUGGUACAUUGCUAACUUGGAAAAAACAAUGAUUGGUAUGUGCAAACAUUUUGGUGUGUCAGCGAAAACAACAGAAGACACUGGCGUCUGGGUGAACAAUCGCAAGAUUGGUGCUAUUGGUGUGCAUGGUAGUCGGUACGUAACAACCCACGGAGUUUCCGUCAACUGCGACACAGACCUGGAGUGGUACAAACACAUAGUCCCCUGUGGCAUUGAAGACAAAGAAGUCACAUCCCUUUCCAAGGAACUGAGAAAGACAAUCAAAAUAUCUGAUGCAAUCUAUCCAUUCCUGAAAUCCUUCGAGCACACGUUUGACUGUCAGAUUGAGUAUUCCCUCCUUGAGGCGUCAGACCUUCAUAGCAUGUACACUCAGCCGGUGCAGCCUGCGCAGCAGGUGCAGGCAGUGAGGCAGAUGUCCACGCUGGUGCCCCGAGCCAAGUCCAACCCCAUGUGGUAAAGGUUGUGCAGCAUGCGAAGACGUGAGAUUAUGAACAAGGUGUUGCAACACUGAGAAUGAGGUCAACAUAUAUGACCUUGACCUUGAUUAUCAUAUGAACUUCAUUGUCUUGACCUUGACAUAUCAUUUCUUCACUGAAUUUGUAUAGGUGGGCAUUGGUAUAAGGAUAGGUAAAGAUACAUUGUGUCUUGUGAACACGACAGCUGACCUUCACCUUGACCUUAUAAAGUGUUUUACAACCUCAGAUGAGAAAGAUAACAAAUAAGGCAAUAUUUUCCGGAUUAAAUGGUGUAACCGGCUUACAGGGCUCUUUGUCUUGGUGCUGAAGUCGAAAUGCUUCCUUCUAAUCUGCCAUUUGUGGAUAUGAUGGUAUAAAGUUUCACCUACUUGUGUGCAAUUCCAUAUAGAUUUGUGAAGAGCUGCAUAACGUGUUAGCGAUAUGUGUGUCUGUAUGGAUCAAUGUCACAUAGCGUGAGUCAUAAUGGAAGGUAAACAUGAUUGAUGGACGUAAUUUUGAUCAUAGUUCGUAAUGUGAUAAUUUGAAUCAAUUGUGUUUCAAGUUGAUAAAUCAAAAGUUAGUCUAUGUAGGCAUAGCUGGCCAGUUUGCAGUAUCAGAAGAUGUGUUGUUUAGAGAAUUUUUGUGUUGCUUGUUAUCUUAUAUGUACAAUAAAGAAUCAGGGGCUGUUGUUGACACUAUGCACUUUGAUCUUAUGUUUAUAAGAUUGUGUUAGAGAAAAUAGCAAGAGAUUGAGCAUGUGCACUUGAUGUGAAAUCAAGCGAAUAUACUGCAAUAUUUCUUCUGACGGGUAACCACUUGGUUCAAGCAUUUGCUCGUCACGCUCAAGACCCAGGUGCAGUUCCCCUCAUUUGUGCCCAUCUCUGUAUCCCCCAAGUGAUGGAAUGUUGCAGAGAAUUGUUAAAAAUCAUAUUCGCUCGCACUGAUAUUUAAGCUUUUCAAACACUUGAUAUUGGGCCUCAGAUCUGAAAAGGUUUUCAGAUAUCAUGUACAAUCACAAUAGUUUACAACUUGACAUUACUUGUGCAUCUUUGGGUCUGAGUGCUCUGUUGAAUAUUUGAUGAAUAUUGAUAAAUAAACUGAAAACAGUU
Messenger RNA from Haliotis rubra (blacklip abalone), 2295 nucleotides. RefSeq names its product putative lipoyltransferase 2, mitochondrial. The transcript has 3 exons. Gene Ontology annotation, cellular component: mitochondrion. Gene Ontology annotation, biological process: protein lipoylation. The coding region runs from base 397 to 1188 and encodes 263 amino acids. NCBI's taxonomy places the organism in Eukaryota, Metazoa, Mollusca, Gastropoda, Lepetellida, Haliotidae. The record is from RefSeq and is a predicted model, not a curated record. Gene Ontology annotation, molecular function: lipoyl(octanoyl) transferase activity.